Anopheles nili is the source of this 1812-nucleotide messenger RNA. RefSeq names its product protein SCAI. The coding region runs from base 1 to 1812 and encodes 603 amino acids. The transcript is spliced from 10 exons. Lineage: Eukaryota; Metazoa; Arthropoda; Insecta; Diptera; Culicidae. Gene Ontology annotation, cellular component: nucleus. Gene Ontology annotation, biological process: DNA-templated transcription. The record is from RefSeq and is a predicted model, not a curated record. Gene Ontology annotation, molecular function: transcription corepressor activity.
AUGGUUAAGAUGGCUUCAACGGAGGAACAGGACAGGAAAAUCGUGCUGGAGUUCUGCCACCUGCUGGAGAAGUCGAAGCAGCUGUUCAACGGUCUGCGCGAUCUGCCGCAGUACGGGCACCGGCAGUGGCAGGCGUACUUCGGCCGAACGUUCGACGUUUACACCAAGCUGUGGAAGUUCCAGCAGCAACAUAGACUAGUCCUAGAUUCUAAGUAUGGUUUAAAGCGAUGGCAAAUCGGAGAAAUAGCUAGCAAAAUUGGGCAACUCUAUUAUCAUUAUUACCUUAGAACGAGUGAAACAAAUUAUCUCAAUGAGGCAUACUCUUUUUAUUCUGCGAUCAGAGGGCGCGCUUACUACUCUAGAGCAAUCAAGGAGGACCGACCGGAUCUCAUGGUUAAGAAACUACGUUACUACGCUAGAUUUAUUGUUGUUUGUUUACUGUUGAAGAAGAUGAAGCUAGUGAGAGAGUUAGUUAUCGAAUUAGAGCGACAAAUACAGGAAUACACCACAACCUACGAGCCAGAGGAUCAACUGGAGUGGUCGCUGGUGCUAGAGGAGAUCAAGGGAUUCAUCAAGGCGGAAUCGGCCGUCGCCGUGCUGCAUGCCGACACCAACCCAAUCGUACUGUCGCACAGUGGUUCUGGUUCCAGGUUGAGCCCGCUCACGACGCCACCCUGCGAGCGGACGCCGCACAUGACGCUCAGUCUGCAGGAGAUCCUGAUCGUGGGUUCCGCCUGCGAGCAGGCAAAGUUUUCCGAGCUGACAAUGGACAUGUUCCGGAUGCUACAAACACUGGAACGUGAACCGACGGACGCGAUGCACCCGAUGAUCGGCCAUCCGAUGGCACACGGAGGUCCUCAUGAUGCCAGCCCUGCGGCUAGCCGGAUGCCUCCAUAUGGUGUACCGGGCUCGAAAGGAUACGUGGAGAAUGGCGAUCGACGUUCGAUGCGAGACAACCCGCACAAGUACUUGCUGUACAAACCGUCGCUCAGCCAACUGAUGGUGUUUCUAUCGAGUGGAUUCAAGGAGCUGCCUCCAGGCGGUGCCCUGCUGCUGUACAUGUCUGCGGAUGGGUGCUUCUCGACUACGAAGCACCCACAAGACUACGGCUACGAGUUAGGUGGUUUAGCAACCAGCGUGAAGCGGGACGCGGUGGACAGUGGAUUGUCAGUGCGCGGGAAGUCCAGCGCUGGCUAUAAGGAACCGCACUGUCUGUAUCCUGGCGAUCUUUAUCCCUACACGAGACGGCCUCUCUUCAUCAUUAUCGAUUCGGACAAUUCAUUCGUGUUCCAGCACAUACCUAGGUACUUCGGUCAACCAUUAGUUAUACUCAUGUCACCCCAGGACGUUCCUGCCAGCUAUCAAGAUUUGCAGCACCACGGCUCGCUGUUCACGUUAUUCCUGCACUCGCCAAUGACGGCCAUGUGCUACAUCUGCAACGUCGGCGAUGUGCCGAUCCACCAUUGGGAGCGAUGCCAGAGUUACGUCGAUCGGUUCGUGACGGAGGCGUCCCGUCUGGUGACGCGCUGCCGUAUGGAUGAAAUCGAGCAAGGUAUCGGGUAUAUAGAUUCUUCAUACGUGCAGUUCUUUGGAGACGAUUUCCUACGGACACUCAUUCUUCGAUUCGUAUUUUGUGACGUGGCGCUGCGGUUGCAUCGGGGCUUCCGGGGCCGACACCAGAGGCCUCGUUGCGAACCUCCCCUACCAGGACCGGAGCUGGUGGAACACCCGUCAUUGGCGCACAUUGUGCUGCAGUUGGCAACGGCUCUCGACGUACGGGGCCAUUUCGUGGAAGGCCCAGAAGGCGAUUGA